CCCCGGAGAGACGAUACUGCUGAAGCAGCACCGCGUGGCAUGUCUAGAAACGUUCUCUGAACCUGCGGUCGGUUCUCUCUACAUUACAAACUUCAGACUAAUCUUCAACGGCAACUCUAUGCAAGUGAGCUGGUCCUUUUCUCCGCCUCUCUUUCGUAACUCACAAACUCACACAAAUUUCUUUACUUCCUCUCACUACCCCCUCCUCGGUCAAUUCCUCUUUCCCCCUGCCUGUUUUCCAACUCAGUAUGAAACGCAUGGUGUAAAAUAACAACAUAGUUGAUCAAUACUUUAGUUUAUAAAAUCCCGUUUCCAAAGUGACACGACAGUAAAAGUAUGCCCGUAAGACGACAAGUUCAAAGGUCCCCUAUUGGCAUAUAGCGAAGGGCGAAAACUUGGAAUUCAGCGGAGAACGCCAAGAAGACUCGUUGGUUACUUGUAACCACCAGCAACAUUUGUGGAAACUGCCAAUGGUUUUCCACUAGCAUAUGGGGUUUGUUCGUGUGCUGUAUGUUGUCAUUGCAUGGAGUUUUAACCCCUCCACCACUGUUUAAAAUCCGACAGGACCCGGAGAGUCGUGAGGCGAUGCAGGAAGGUCUCCUACUGAGGAAGGAGCACGCGUUCACGCUGGACUCCGGGAAACUGCCCAGGAUGAGGAACACUCGCUCUGGGGCCACUUUCAAUUCCUACCUAACCGACCCUGACCAGGCUCCUGCAAGUUCCUCCUCAAAGUGGAUGAGGUUGAACUCUCUGAAACGAACAAACCGCUCAGCCAGCGAAAACACACUCUCGACGCGUGGUGUCAGGAAAUCUUCGUCUCUCCGCCGCCCUCCUCUCAAGAAGAAACAGCAUGAGUCGACAGACAGUGUAGGCAACGAACCUACUAGCAGCAGUGGAGGAGGAGAAGGAGGAGGAGGAGGAGGGAAGGUUCUGGGGGAGAUUGGAUCCCUCCUUCACCGCGGCGCCCGCAGCCUCCACAUCCCCAACAAGCGACGCGGAGUCGUUCAGAGAGAGAGCGGAGGCAUUCAGUGGGAUUCCGUCUCCUCCAUCUCCUCCAUCUCGGAGAUCUCCGAGGGUCGUACGACGGGGACAGACGAGAUGAGCGAGCGAGAGACCAUUGCGAGCGUGUCCCCCGUCCCUCUGUACGACUCGCCCGUGUUCUCGGUCGGCUCCAUGGAGUCCCCCACUCCGGAGGUGCUCCUCAACGGGUCCGGGGUGGGGUCCUCUGGAGUGCCACACCCCGACACUCAGCCCAACAGUCUCGACAGCGGAGUAAUUUCCGACCCUCUCUCGGGAAGCUGGGCUGGAAGUCUUGGUGGGAAUGGGAGUGAGGUACGUGGGACUGGGAAUGGGAACACGGACGAAGAGGAAGGGGAAAUAGACUUUGAGAAAUACUCGGCGGCCAUGUUGGACCCACUCCUCAAGACGGACACACUGAGGAGAGAGUUGGAGGCGAGUGUCGACCCCGCCCUCUUCCUGGACCCCCAAUUAGAGAGGCAACGACAGGAGAUGACCCGAAGGUCCUGGUUUCACAAGAGCACCUUGUCCCCCACCGCUGUCGUCGUGGCAACUGCUAAUGAUGGGGCGGAGUCUUUCUCCAGCGACAACGAAGAUUACAACGACAUGAAUCAAACUCCCACCCUCGGCCCUUCUUCUUCUUCUUCCUCGUCUGGCAGCACUGCGGUGGUUCAGGUGGGGUACUCCAAAGUUGAGAUAAUAACCUCCGAAGAUCCUCCGUUGAACUCCGACUCCACUCCUCGUGUGGAGUCACCGGUGUACUCCACUCCAGUGAAAAUGACUGGCCGUGGCCUCAGGGGAGCCGGGAAGACAGUGGACACGAAACAAGUAGAGGAGGACAAGAAUGAGGAGGAAGGAGCGGAGGAUGGGAAGGGAGACUGUGUGAAUAGAGAGAGAGAGGUGGAGGGAUGAAGGUGUCACCAUCUCUUACCAAGAAGCCUCUUCCCCCAGCACCCCCUCCAAAGAAAGUACCGCAUGCAGCAACCUGCUUGGCUCUACUGCCGUCUGACGAGAGAGAGAGUGGUGGUGAGGUGGGGGGAAACGAGGAAGGAGGGAGAGGAGAAGGGUAUGCCAAUUUUGCUAUUCUGCGAGGACUCACCGACCGGCGCGACAGGAGCCUCUCUAUCCCCUCUCCUCUCAAGAAACCGAUGCCUCUACCCAGGAAGGCGGAAACGCUGAACCGAGCAGACGAGAAUGGGCGUGGUCUCGGGCGGAGUCUCCCCGACAAUUUCAAACCAACUCCGCCCCCUCGUAAACCCACUCUUGUCUCGUCGUCUCCCUCGGGCUCUCCCCAGACCUCUCGAUCUCAGCAGCCCCCCUCGCAGAGACGACCACCCGUUUUGCCCAAACCUUCCCUCACACUCCCGAGAACUAAGCCCCGCCCCUCUCUGCACGCUCG
Geodia barretti is the source of this 2416-nucleotide messenger RNA. NCBI's taxonomy places the organism in Eukaryota, Metazoa, Porifera, Demospongiae, Tetractinellida, Geodiidae. The record is from the annotation of a GenBank genome assembly.